Messenger RNA from Carcharodon carcharias (great white shark), 2522 nucleotides. RefSeq names its product 3-hydroxy-3-methylglutaryl-CoA synthase 1 (soluble) (gene hmgcs1). Gene Ontology annotation, biological process: acetyl-CoA metabolic process. Lineage: Eukaryota; Metazoa; Chordata; Chondrichthyes; Lamniformes; Lamnidae. The transcript has 9 exons. Gene Ontology annotation, molecular function: hydroxymethylglutaryl-CoA synthase activity. Bases 218 to 1786 code for a protein of 522 amino acids. The record is from RefSeq and is a predicted model, not a curated record.
CCGCCUAAGAUGGCGGCGCCCAUGACUGGCCGCUGGAGGUCGCGAGCACCGGGAACGGAAUAAACUACGUUGAAUUCCCAUUUAAUAUAAAUAAACCGGGACAAGAGCGGGUGGUUCAUCCGAGACCGGGAGAGCGAACUGAGAGCGGGCGGCCUGUGGAGUCUCUCGGAGCCCCCGGGGGGGGAGGAGAGCCGGCGGCCUGGCCAGUCUUUCCACGAUGCCCGGAUCACUACCUGCCAACGCUGAGGCUGGCUGGCCCAAGGAUGUGGGAAUCAUCGCCAUGGAGAUCUACUUCCCAUCUCAGUACGUGGAGCAGACAGAACUGGAGAAGUUCGACGGGGUAGACGCGGGCAAGUACACGGUUGGCCUGGGGCAGUCGAGGAUGGGCUUCUGCUCUGACCGUGAGGACAUCAACUCCCUGUGCCUCACCGCUGUCCACCGGCUGCUGGAGCGGAACAGCCUCCCAUACGAGAGCAUUGGCCGACUGGAGGUGGGCACAGAGACCAUCAUCGACAAGUCCAAGUCAGUGAAGACUGUCCUGAUGCAGCUGUUUGAGGAGUCCGGGAACACUGACAUCGAGGGCAUCGACACCACCAACGCCUGCUACGGGGGAACCGCUGCGCUCUUCAACUCUGUCAACUGGGUGGAGUCCAGCUCCUGGGACGGGCGCUACGCACUGGUCGUUGCUGGUGAUAUCGCAGUCUACGCUACUGGGAGUGCCCGGCCCACAGGCGGUGCUGGAGCCAUCGCCAUGCUGGUUGGUCCCAAUGCUCCGCUGGGAUUUGAGCGAGGACUCCGGGGAACACACAUGCAGCACGCGUAUGACUUCUACAAGCCGGACAUGGUGUCAGAGUACCCUGUGGUGGAUGGGAAACUUUCAAUUCAAUGCUACCUCAAUGCACUGGAUCACUGCUAUGGAGUUUACUGCAACAAGUACCAGGCACAGAAACAGAAAGAGGGCAGCGAUGCUCGCUUCACGCUGCAGGACUUUGACUACAUGGUGUUCCACACCCCCUACUGCAAACUGGUCCAGAAGUCCGUGGCCCGACUGCUUCUCAACGAUUUCCUACGUGACUCCAACCCCGACACCCAGAGCGGUACCUUCACCGGCCUCGAGGCCUUCAGAGAUGUGAAGCUGGAGGACACUUACUUCGACCGGGAUGUAGAGAAAUCUUUCCUGAAGGCAAGUGCCGACAUCUUUAAGCAGAAGACCCAACCUUCGCUGCUGGUCUCCAACCAGAAUGGCAACAUGUACACACCCUCUGUCUAUGGCUGCCUGACUGCCAUCUUGGGCCAACGUACUGCCCAGCAGUUGGCUGGCCAGAGGAUUGGCCUGUUCUCCUACGGCUCGGGAUUUGCUGCUACCCUGUACUCACUCCGCGUCAGCCAGGAUGCGACACCGGGCUCUGCGCUGGACAAGCUGGUGUCCAGCCUGUCAGACCUCCAGGCCCGGCUGGAUUCCCGGAAGAAGGUGUCACCGGAAACGUUUGCCACCAGCAUGAAGCUGAGGGAGGAGACCCACCACUUGGCGAAUCAUCAGCCCCAGGGUUCAGUGGAAGACCUGUUCCCCGGCACGUGGUACCUUACCCAGGUUGAUGAGAAACAUCGCCGUGACUACACCAGGAGACCCAUCCUGGAGAAUGGGAGCUUUGAGGCCGGGCUAGGUGCUCCCCAUGGCAACGCUGCCACCACCGAGUGCGCGCCGAGCCCUGCCAAGAAAAUGCCUAGGAUCCCGGCAACAGCCACACAACCUGGUACUGCCAACGUCAGCAACGGAGAGCACUGAGCUGACUUCCAGGGUGCGGGGGAGAGGAGAGAGAGAGAGAACCAUUCUCCCCACCCUCACCCCAUCCCAGCAAGUCUGAUGGUGAAUGCGUGUCUGAUUCCUCUCAGUCCAGGAGAAGCAUUGCUGGUCACGCAUCUGAAAAUAAAUCCUUGGAUCCUUUGCAGGCAAGGUGUUUCAGACCUGCCGCCUAAUGUACAGUCACUCUGCAGCAAGCACUAUGUUUUUUAACUUCAUUUGCAAUCGAACACUGUAAUUAUUUUUUAAUUCUGCUGUUUAUUGUGCAUAUGGGCUGAGCUUUGAAUGCUCGUGUCUUGCAUUUGAUCUUUGGGCCCCCACAGCCCGAUUACCGCUCUGUAAUUUAGCUGUCCCGCACUCCCCAAGCCCCUUUCUGUGUAGUGUGGUAUUUAAUGUCUGUGCAGUGAGUUGGUUCCCAUGCCGAUGACGUGCAGACAAUCGCAGCUGUUCAUUCAUGCAUCAUCUCCACCCCCACCCUCCCGUGACUCCACCCACCCCCCGUGACCCCACCCACCACCCCACACGUGACCACCCCCCAUGUAACCCCCCCACCCCACCACCCCCAGCUGCUGUUUCUGAUCGUAUUAAAUUUUAAUUUAAUCCGGUGCAUAAGAAAACAAAAUCCUGAACCUACACCUGUUCUGAAGUGAGUUAUCAAAUUUGGAUUCUGUUGUAAAGUUCUUUUUAAAUUAAAAAAACAAAAAAAUUAUACAAACCUGCA